AAAAGAAAAACUUUGCUUUUUUGUGAAUUCUCCAAUUUUGGAGGGAGAUUUGCAGGUGAAGAGAGGCGGUUGAUGUCUCUGCUUUGCUUGCUUCUUAAAUAAAAACCAGAGGGAAGUUAGGCCAACGGUUAGCUUCCCUCCAACUUUGUUUCCCUCUGGUUCACUUGGAAUCAAAGUAAACCUCUUUUUCAGCUGAUUCUUGGUCACCAUCUCAGACCCAACUUCACCUUCUCCUGUCAUAUUCUCUACAAACGUCUUCUCACCUCCUCCUCAUGGUUCCUAAACCUUCUAUUUAAACUUGAAUUCUUUCUUCCUUUAAAGCAAGUUCUGGUGCCUUUUGGUGUGACUUCUUUGUUGAAAGUAAGGUUCUUGAUUGGUUUUGGCUUGUGGGUUUUUGGAGAUUUUGGUUUUCAGGGGAAGUUUCCAGCUCCAAGGACUGAAUUCUGCAUGGUACACAAGCUACUCAAGGUUAACCCUCCUGGUAUUUGCUUUUUUGCCUCACUGGAAUCUCAUGAGUAUUCUACUCCAAAAACAUGAAAGUUUUGUGGAUAUAUAUUUUCCAAGUGCUAUUUGUGUGAUUGCUAGAUAGUUUUAUGAGUUUUCUACCAGGAUUGUUCUUGUGUACAGUUGUAGUAUCUUGAAAAGUGAGUGCUCAUUUAUUAAAAGGGGAAGCCUUGCAGCUACUUGGCUGUGAAAGUUUUUCCCAAUGAAUACUCGGUACACAUUUCAACCGGAUUUGCUAUGCAAUUCAAGUGCUGCAUCUCCUUCAAAUUCUUCAGGAGGAGAAGAUAGGAUGGCAGUGGGUGUGCGGAGUAGGUCUACUCGUGUUCCCCCUUCUUCACUGUUGAUAAGAAUGGCAAUGAGGAUAUCGAGAGCAAGGUGGUUCUCUUUCUUGAGAAGAGUUUUCCACUAUCAGAAUGGGUCGAGGUCUGAUCUUGGGUCCAAUCCUUUCAAUUCUAGCACUUGGAUGAUGCUGGAGUUCUUGGCUUUGGCUAUUCAAAUAACCAUCAUAACCUUCACUUUGGCCAUGUCACAAAGGGAGAGGCCUAUUUGGCCUAUGAGAAUUUGGAUUGUGGGGUAUGAUAUUGGCUGUGUUCUCAGUCUGCUGCUACUUUAUGGGCGCUACCACCAUGUUCACAUGAGUCAGGGAGAUGGUUUUAGCCUUUCUGAUUUGGAACAACAGAGGGGGAGUGAAGAAUCCAGGAGCUCGCAUUUGAUGAAUAAAUGUCGGACUUCACUUGAGCUAUUCUUUGCAAUAUGGUUUGUGAUGGGAAAUGUUUGGGUGUUUGAUUCCCGGUUUGGAUCGUUCCACCACGCUCCAAAUCUUCAUGUUCUCUGCAUCUCUCUGCUAGCCUGGAAUGCUCUCAGCUACUCAUUCCCAUUCCUGUUGUUUCUAUUCCUAUGCUGCUGCGUGCCACUGAUUAGCAGCCUACUUGGCUACAACAUGAACAUGGGGUCAACUGAGAAAGGGGCAUCUGAUGAUCAAAUUUCCCGGUUACCUAGCUGGAGAUACAAAGGUGCAGCCAAUACCAAUGUAGAGCUUGGCAAAGAAGCAGACUGCAAUCCAGGCUGUGAAAGUGAAGAUCCGGUAAAAUUAAAAGUUCUUUCUUUCUUUCUUUCUUUCUGUCCAGGCAGAGGCAGAGAAACAGGAGAAAUUUCUUCUUUUCUUGAGUUUCCACUUUGCAGUUGCAUGGAAGAAAGGGAAGAGCAUAACCCUUCUACAACUCCAAAGGAAAACACAAAACACAAAAGCCACAAGAUAGCUGGUCCGGAGAUGACGGCAGAGUAUCUCAGGAGGCAUCCCUCGAUGCGCGCCACUACCAAGCCAUCAUCACCAUCAUCAGGAGGAGGGAGGAUCAACUGCCUCUGCUCUCCCACCACACAUGCAGGCUCCUUCAGGUGCCGAUACCACAGGCUCCAAGGCAUGACAAGAGGAGGCUCUGUCGGCUCUAACCUCUCUUCGCUGGCCACCGCCAAACAAACCACCAUCAGCGACUCCCUCCAUGCCCAGUAGCCUCCAAUCAAACUUACACCUACCAAUUCCAUAUUCAAUAGACAUAUAUAUUUCUCUUUUCUUGGUGGGGUGCAUUUGUAACUUUACGCCUAAAUUUCAUGUCCUUCAUUUCAAUUUCCAAGGAUUUGGGAGAUAUGGGAUCCAAUCACCCAAUCCAUUAGCUUUAAUAUCUUAAUACCAUUGUAAAUGCACCCCAGCUAAAUUGUUUCCCCCUUUUCCUCAGUAAAUUCUUCAAUAUAAA
This is a messenger RNA of Rubroshorea leprosula, 2255 nucleotides long. NCBI's taxonomy places the organism in Eukaryota, Viridiplantae, Streptophyta, Magnoliopsida, Malvales, Dipterocarpaceae. The record is from the annotation of a GenBank genome assembly.